AUUGAUUUCCUGCAAUUCUCAUCUCCAUUGAUCCGUGGAUUGAUUAAUUUCCGGCUUAAUUAUUCUCUCUCCUCACGCCUGCAAUGGAUCAGAAAUUGCUCCUCAUCCGCACUAUCCUCGGCAUUAUUGGAAACGUCACCUCCGGCGCUCUGUUCAUCUCACCAGCACCAACUGUUUAUAGAAUCAUCAAGAACAAAUCGGUGGAGGGAUUCCAUCCAUGGCCGUACCAUGCAGCGCUGAUGAACUGCUUCAUGUGGGUGUUCUAUGCCAUGCCAUUCGUCCAUCCACACAGCGUUCUCGUCAUGACCAUUAACAGUCUGGGUAUUUGCUUGGAGCUGUCCUAUCUGGUCGUGUUUUUCUACUACAAUAAUGGAAAAACCCGGGGGAAAAUGGCGGGUUUGCUCGUAGUAGAACUUAUUGCUCUUGCUGGGAUAGUUGCUGGCACCCUCAUUGGCGCCCACACCAUCGAGAAGAGAACCAAAAUUGUGGGUUCACUGUGUGUUGUCUUCGGCAUCAUUUUGUAUGGCUCGCCUCUCUCCAUCAUGAGGACAGUGAUCAAGACCAAGAGCGCCGAGUACUUGCCGGGUUGGCUCAUCGCUUCUGGCUUUAGUAAUGGAAUCAUCUGGGCAGCCUAUGCUUGCAUUAGAUUUGACAUCUUCAUCUUCGUGAGCAAUGGUGUUGGGGCAUUAUUGUCUUUAGUCCAGAUUAUCCUCAAGGUCAUUUACCGCAACGGUCCAAAGCCAUCAGAUACCAAGCCGUCAUCUGAGCUGGAGAUCCAGAGUGUGGUUUAAUUAUAUUUGAUCUGAGGAUGCAGUUUUAGAGCGGAGCGGCGCAGUGGGAUUUAGGUCGUCUUUAGAUGUUUAGUUUUGACAUUAUUUCAGGGUUUUUAGUUUGUAGAUAAACCACGUACCUCCUCAGCUC
Ipomoea triloba (trilobed morning glory) is the source of this 921-nucleotide messenger RNA. RefSeq names its product bidirectional sugar transporter SWEET7b-like. The record is from RefSeq and is a predicted model, not a curated record. The coding region runs from base 84 to 791 and encodes 235 amino acids. Gene Ontology annotation, biological process: carbohydrate transport. Gene Ontology annotation, cellular component: membrane. The transcript is spliced from 6 exons. Lineage: Eukaryota; Viridiplantae; Streptophyta; Magnoliopsida; Solanales; Convolvulaceae. Gene Ontology annotation, molecular function: sugar transmembrane transporter activity.